Molecule: messenger RNA, 186 nt
Organism: Hepatospora eriocheir
Lineage: Eukaryota; Fungi; Microsporidia; Hepatosporidae
Source: the annotation of a GenBank genome assembly
AUGAAAUUAUUUUAUAGUUUAGGACGAUCUGAACCUUGUUUACGUUUAAUUAAGGCAUUAUUUUUUAGGUCUUCAGCUAUUCUCUGUACAGUUCUUCUAGCAAAACCUCUUUUAAUAGAAAUUUGGUUUAAACUCAAUCCUGAAUCAAUGUCAUCACAAAAUAAAGCUUUUUUAAUAUCAUAUUAA